Messenger RNA from Colletotrichum tamarilloi, 3015 nucleotides. RefSeq names its product ABC transporter. The coding region runs from base 1 to 3015 and encodes 1004 amino acids. Gene Ontology annotation, molecular function: ATP hydrolysis activity; ABC-type transporter activity; ATP binding. The record is from RefSeq and is a predicted model, not a curated record. Gene Ontology annotation, biological process: transmembrane transport. Lineage: Eukaryota; Fungi; Ascomycota; Sordariomycetes; Glomerellales; Glomerellaceae. The transcript is spliced from 10 exons. Gene Ontology annotation, cellular component: membrane.
AUGGACAAUUUCACGACCAUCGCCGAAUGCGAGGGGUCUUUUGGCCCCGCUGCAACCGCAUGUAGCGAUCGAUUUGACUUCACCCUACUCUUCGAACAAUCUAUCAUGAACAUUGGUCCGUCUACAGUAUUGCUUCUGGCCCUCCCUUUCCGGCUACAGCAGCUUCUUCAUCAACGCCGCAAAGUCCUACGACAUCCCUUGAAUGUCGCAAAGAUCGCCAUCUGCAUCGUCUUUGGUGGACUUCAGAUCGCCUUGCUCGCGCUAUGGACGCAAACACCGCUCUCCAACCGCGUCUCUAUCGCUGCCGCAGUCCUCGGCGUUCUAGACGCCUUGGUCCUCACUCUCCUCAGCCAUGCAGAACAUCUCCGAUCCAUUCGACCGUCCACCACGAUCUGUGUCUACCUGGCGUUCUCGCUCAUCUUUGACGCCGUACAAUGCCGCACACUAUGGCUGCUUCCCGGAUUGCACAACUUGGCCAGCGUCUCCUGCGCAGCGCUGGCAAUGAAGUUGACGAUGUUUCUUCUCGAAGUGCAAGGCAAACGCACAUUCCUCCUCGCUGCUCUGCGCCACUUGAGCCCCGAGGCCACGAGCGGCAUCAUCGGCCGCGGUUUCUUUUGGUGGCUCAACAGCCUGCUAGGGAAAGGAUUCAAGGCCACCUUAUCUCCGUCGACACUCUACGACAUAGAUGAUGAUAUGCGGUCCGCGCCCCUGCUCCAGAACCUCAACACCGCGUGGAAUGAACGAAGAGGGCAUGGGAAGCGGGCCCUAUUACGCUCGAUCUUCAGCACGACGAAGAUGGCUUUUUUGGUAACAGCGGUACCCAGACUCUUCCUGAUUGGAUUUAAGUUCUCGCAACCGUUUCUCAUCAACCGAAUCAUCAAAUACGUCGAUGGGGACCGCGGAUCUGAUUCCAAAUCUGUUGGGUACGGUUUGAUAGCUGCAACGGGCCUAGUCUACCUGGGCAAUGCGUUGUCGACAGGCUUCUAUCAGCACAAGCUCUUCCGUUAUAUCACGAUAAUCCGUGGAUCUUUGGUUUCCCUCAUCAUGUCCAAUAACCUCGAGUUAGACACAGCGAAGGCCAGCGAUCCGUCUGCGCCAUUGACCUUGGUCAGCACCGACGUGAGAACCAUUUGCAGGUCGUUCGAAACGAUUCAUGAGGUGUGGGCAAAUCCCAUCGAGAUAGGCAUUGCCAUAUGGCUACUUCAAAGACAGCUUGGUCUUGGAAGCGUUGGACCGGCUGUAACCAUUAUCGCUUGCACAAUUGGUAUGGCGAGGUUGUCGAAACUUAUGCCUCGAGCCUCGAAGAUUUGGAACGAAGAAAUCCAAAAGCGCAUUACAGUCACUUCAGAAGUUCUUAGUGCAAUUAAGGAGUCGAAGAUGCUAGGAAUGGUAGACUUCCUUCAGCGUGCGAUUCAAGACCUGAGAGUGGCAGAGCUGCGCAGAGCGAAGCAGUAUCGCCGAUUCAUCACUUAUAUGAACAUGCUCGGCAACGCCCCAUCAAUGAUCGGUCCUGUUGUCACGUUUGGCCUUGCCAUCCUUGCGCAGAAGAUCAACGCCGGGUUGUCACUCUCUAUCGCCACUGUCUUCACUUCUCUGACCAUCAUUGACUUAAUUGCUGGGCCUCUUGCGCAGCUCAUCACCUCGGUACCGAGCUUAGUAGCAUCUUUGGGAAGUUUUGAGAGGAUUCAAGCCUUCCUUGAACAGGGUAGGCCAUCAACGGUCGCAGAUCCUGAUUCUCUUGAAGCUGCAAGCCACUCUGACGACCUUGGGCAUGCCGGAACUGAUCAUGGCAUAGAGAUGGGUACGAUACGGCCGAAAACGUCGUCCGAGCCAUCUUCCGAGCAGAGAGAUAUCGCGACAGUUCAAAACGGUUCGUUCAGGCUCAAGGCUGACGAGGAACCCAUUCUGCGCGAUAUCAACCUCCACAUUGCCCCUUCCACCAUGACUACCGUGAUUGGCAGAAUUGGCUCGGGGAAGACCACCCUUCUUCGGGGACUCCUCGGCGAACUUCCGACUAGCGGAUCGGUCAAGACUCUUGAAGGUCCUGUAGCGUAUUGUGCUCAGACAACCUGGCUGACGACAGCAACCGUCAAGGAAAAUAUUCUCGGUGAGACACCGACUGAUGAGGACUGGUACGAAAGGGUGGUACAUGCUUGCGCUCUCGUACCCGACUUCUCUCAGCUAGCAAACGGAGAUCACACAGUGGUUGGAAGCAAAGGCCAAUCCCUGAGCGGAGGUCAAAAGCAACGGGUUGCUCUGGCGCGAGCAGUAUUCUCUAGAAAGCCUGUUCUAGUUGUUGAUGAUGCGUUGAGUGGGCUGGACAACGCAACCCAGACUCAUAUCUGGGACUGUCUUUUCAGUCCACGAGGACUUGUCCGCCAAUAUGGGGCAACCGUGAUCCUAACAACACACUCACUGAGAUAUCUCAAAUUUACGGAUCAAAUCCUCAUCCUGGGCGAUGACGGACGUAUUGCCAGCCAAGGCAAUUUUGACACUAUUCGGGAGAGCGCCUAUCUUCAGAGCCUUUCUUUCGAGAAUGCGCAGCCCAGUGAUGCAAGGGACACUGAGACUAUUUCAGUCGCAGGAUUUCGACAGCAAAGUCAACCACAAACCAAAGGGGUAGAGGCUGAAUCAGAGCAGGACCUCUUGAGAAAGGCGGGCGACACUACCCUCUACUGGUACUACCUGAAGUCCAUCGGUUGGUGGUAUGGCUCUGCCGGUGCGAUAUCCUUGAUUCUUGACUGCUUCUUCCGAGUCUUCCCUCAAAUUUGGCUCAAGAUCUGGACGGAGGAGGACGCAAGGACCGGUUCAUCAGACACAGGCUUCUACUUCGGAGUCUACUCUGCGAUUUCUGUCGUGGGCUUGUUUGUUAUUGGCGUCAAUAUCUGGAUCAUGUUUGUUCUGAUCGUGCCUAAGUCUUCUCAAAGCUUGCACUGGACACUUCUCCAGGCCCCGCUGUCGUUCUUUGGAUCGACAGACACCGGCGACUUGAUCAACAGCUGCCAGCCUCACUAG